CAAACGCUUGGAUUUGUUUAUGCGUGUUUCGACUGCGGUCUACGUUGUGUUUACGUGUGCAUAAAUCUGCAGGCGUCUCCUUGGCAAGUCCUGCCAUAUUGGCACAAAUUCCAUAUUCCUGGCACAGUCAAGUAGAACUACAGUCAGCAGCUGAGAUGAUCCACAGUCUGUUCCUGAUUAACCAGUCAGGAGACAUCUUCCUGGAGAAACACUGGAAGAGUGUCAUCGGCCGGAGCGUGUGCGAUUACUUUUUCGAGGCGAAGGAGAAGGCGGUGGAGCCUGAGAAUGUACCUCCUGUCCUGCAGACGCCACACCACUAUCUCAUCACCAUAUUCAGGGGCAAGCUCUUCUUCCUGUCAGUCAUCCAGACUGAAGUCUCCCCACUGUUUGUCAUAGAGUUCCUGCACAGAAUAGCUGACACAAUCCAGGACUACUUUGGAGAAUGCUCAGAAACUGUGAUCAAGGACAAUGUCGUGACAGUGUACGAGCUGUUGGAGGAGAUGCUGGACAACGGGUUUCCACUAGCAACUGAGUCCAACAUCCUCAAAGAGAUGAUCAAGCCUCCCACAAUCCUGCGAUCAGUCGUCAACACGCUCACAGGAGGGAGUAAUGUUGGUGAUAUGUUACCAACGGGUCAACUGUCCAACAUCCCCUGGAGGCGGGCUGGCGUUAAAUACACAAAUAAUGAGGCUUAUUUUGAUGUCAUUGAGGAAAUAGACGCCAUUGUGGAUAAAUCAGGCACAACAGUAUUUGCAGAGAUCCAGGGUGUAAUUGAAGCUUGUGUGAGGCUCUCUGGGAUGCCAGAUCUGACGCUGUCCUUUAUGAAUCCCAGUCUUCUAGAUGACGUGAGUUUCCACCCAUGCGUGCGGUUCAAGCGCUGGGAGGCAGAGCGCGUCCUCUCUUUUAUUCCACCCGAUGGAAAUUUCACACUCAUGAACUAUCAUGUCAGCUCUCAGAAUGUUGUGGCUAUCCCAGUGUACGUGAAGCAGAGCAUUAAUUUCUUUGAGUCAGGCUCAUGUGGUCGACUGGACAUCACAAUUGGACCCAAGCAAACCAUGGGGAAAACUGUGGAGGGCUUGAUGGUCACUGUCCAUAUGCCUAAAGCAGUGCUGAGCGUUAACCUCACACCUACACAGGGAAGCUGCACAUAUGACUCUGCUACAAAGGUGUUGGUUUGGGAUAUUGGGAAACUGAAUCCCCAGAAGCUUCCUAACCUGCGGGGUAGCCUGAGCAUGCAGUCAGGAGCCCCCAAACCUGAAGAGAAUCCCUCACUCAACAUUGACCUGAAGAUACAGCAGCUGGCCAUAUCAGGUCUUAAGGUGAGUCGACUCGACAUGUAUGGAGAGAAGUACAAGCCCUUUAAAGGCGUUAAAUAUGUAACUAAGGCUGGAAAAUUCCAAGUGCGGAGCUGAGCAAUGACUGUUGGGGUCGAAGGCCAACAAUUCAAGCUGCCAAAUGAGUGGUGAGGUCACCACUCAGUUGGCCUUAUAGUGUAUCCUCUGGCUUAUUGUUAAUGAAAGAGUUGCAUUUGAACAUAUUUAUUACAUGUUUGCCAUUACAUAUAAGUGACAGAAUGGUAUUUGUGACCUGUAAAGGGAUGCCUUAAUAAUCAGUGUGACCUUAUUACUUUACAGUCCAAAUGUGCUGUAUGUGUUGUAUGAUCCAUUCCUUUGGAACUUUUUGUUUUUGUUCUAACACUUGCUGAGUGCCACCUAAGGGGAAUAUUUUGGAAGAAAGGGACACUCGCAGCUCACUGCCUUUGCUCCUCACCACUCGGCACAACUACUGUACGCAAUCAUAUUAGCAUGUUGCCUGAGAGAAAGCAGCCGUGCCUAAAAAGCCUUCUAUUGCAUAAGGUAGCCACUUUUAUACUUGCGCAUAUACAGUAUAGGUAUAAGUGUGUAUUUUUAAGAAGAUGUAGUAUCUACUUUGAGUAGCUGGAAUGUGAACUGUGACCGGUAUAUUUGCACAUUUUCACUCUUUAACAUGGCCUUGCUUAAAAGUGCUUCACACUACACACAACAGCACAAACAAUACAUAUUGGCCUGAAGAAAACUGAUGACAUACACUGUAUGUAUAUCUAUGGUACAUAAUGUGUCCCUCAGGGCUUAGAAACCAGCUAUUGGUUAAUGCAGCCGCUUGGGAACACGUAUAAAAAGCACUCAGAAAUCAGCAUUAUACUCACACAGUCUUAACUUACAGCAUUAGCACAAUCAAUUCUUUGUGUGGAUAUUACUCAAAGCUUCUGUAUAUGGUGAAUUUAUAGUUCAGUGGAUGAGAUGCCUUAUAAAACCCUUUAAAAUUA
This is a messenger RNA of Betta splendens (Siamese fighting fish), 2305 nucleotides long. It is a transcript of the gene ap3m1, whose product is annotated as adaptor related protein complex 3 subunit mu 1. Gene Ontology annotation, biological process: endocytosis; intracellular protein transport. The record is from RefSeq and is a predicted model, not a curated record. The transcript is spliced from 9 exons. Bases 156 to 1412 code for a protein of 418 amino acids. Gene Ontology annotation, cellular component: clathrin adaptor complex; cytoplasmic vesicle. NCBI's taxonomy places the organism in Eukaryota, Metazoa, Chordata, Actinopteri, Anabantiformes, Osphronemidae.